AUGAUUUCACGUCGUGAUAAAUUAUUAAAUUAUCCUUGGGAACAACAAAGAUAUGAGCAACAUAAACGAAAAGUACAUAGUGCAAAAUCUGCUGUUGAUGUACGUAGUCCGCCGGUAUAUCUCCAUGUAUUGACGAAACCCAAGAAAAUGCAAAAAGAAAAAGAACGCCUUCAAAAAAUUGAAACUGAAAACGUACGUCUCUUACAAAAACUCGGUGAAAUCAUGACUAGCAAGCGAGUUAAAAAUUUUUGGUUGGAACCAAGACCAAACUUUCUUGGUAGAGAAAAAUUAUUUGAAACACGUCCCUACUCAAGUCUGCCGAAGUUAAUUACUAUAUACGGCCCUAGUGAACAAACCGAAACGAAUAAUAAAAAUAAAUUAAAACAACCUACAUCCAAAGGUGUACAUCGAUGUCCAACUUGUAGUGGCAAUCCGGAAAGAACCUUAAUAAGAAUUCCUGAGAUACGUCUUCCUCACAUGACACCAUGUUAUCUUAGACAAAUUAAAAACAAAUCUGAAGAAGUUAUACUUAAACGUUGUAUGCAUUGUGGACAUCCUAAAUAA
Molecule: messenger RNA, 564 nt
Organism: Teleopsis dalmanni
Lineage: Eukaryota; Metazoa; Arthropoda; Insecta; Diptera; Diopsidae
Exons: 4
Coding region: 1-564 (187 amino acids)
Source: RefSeq, a predicted model, not a curated record